AUGAGGCUGCUUCCAUAUUAUUUGAUGCUGUUAGGCUCCAGUUAUGUGAUUUCGACUUAUGGUCCCUACCAGAGAGCACAGAUGACUGGAGACAUCUUGCUUGGGGGUCUUUUUCCAAUGCAUUUUGGCGUUGCAUCCAAGGACCAGGACCUCGCAGCCCGACCGGAAUCCACACAGUGCGUCAGGUUCAAUUUUCGAGGUUUCCGCUGGCUCCAGGCCAUGAUAUUUGCCAUUGAUGAGAUUAAUAACAGCAGCACGCUCCUGCCCAACAUCACACUGGGCUACAGGAUCUUUGACACAUGCAAUACUGUUUCCAAAGCCUUGGAAGCUACUCUCAGUUUUGUGGCCCAAAAUAAGAUAGAUUCACUGAAUUUGGAUGAGUUUUGCAACUGCACUGACCACAUCCCAUCAACCAUUGCUGUCGUAGGAGCUGCUGGAUCUGCAGUCUCCACUGCAGUUGCAAACCUGCUGGGUCUUUUUUACAUUCCGCAGAUCAGCUAUGCCUCUUCUAGUCGCCUUCUGAGCAACAAAAAUCAGUAUAAAUCCUUCAUGAGAACCAUUCCUACAGACGAGUACCAGGCCACCGCCAUGGCAGACAUCAUUGAGCACUUUGAGUGGAACUGGGUCAUUGCUAUUGCCUCAGACGACGACUAUGGGCGCCCGGGGGUUGAGAAGUUUGAGAAGGAGACAGAAGAGCGAGACAUCUGCAUUCAUCUGAAUGAGCUCAUUUCUCAGUACUUUGAGGAUCAUGAAAUCAAAGCUCUAGCUGACAGGAUCGAGAACUCCACAGCUAAAGUAAUUGUUGUGUUUGCCAGCGGGCCUGACAUCGAGCCUUUAAUUAAAGAGAUGGUCAGGAGGAACAUCACAGAUCGCAUCUGGUUAGCCAGCGAAGCCUGGGCGAGCUCUUCUCUUGUCGCCAAGCCAGAAUACCUUGAUGUUGUGGCAGGAACAAUUGGCUUUGCUCUGAAGGCAGGGCACAUCCCUGGCUUUAGAGAGUUUUUACAGCAAGUGCAACCAAAGAAAGACAGUCACAAUGAAUUUGUCAGAGAGUUUUGGGAAGAAACCUUCAACUGUUACCUGGAAGAUAGCCCAAGGCUCCAGGAAAGUGAAAAUGGCAGCACUAGUUUCAGGCCUCUGUGCACUGGUGAGGAGGACAUCACAAGUGUUGAGACGCCAUACCUGGACUACACACAUCUUCGCAUCUCCUACAAUGUUUACGUGGCAGUGUAUUCCAUUGCACAGGCGCUGCAGGACAUUCUCACCUGCACACCUGGACGUGGACUUUUUGCAAACAAUUCAUGUGCAGACAUAAAGAAAAUGGAGGCAUGGCAGGUCCUGAAACAGCUUAGACAUUUGAACUAUACCAACAGUAUGGGGGAAAAGAUCCACUUUGAUGAGAACGCAGACAUGGCAGCCAACUACACUAUCAUAAACUGGCAGAGGUCUACUGAGGAUGGCUCUGUGGUGUUUGAAGAAGUUGGAUACUACAAUAUACAUGCCAAAAGAGGAGCCAAACUCCUGCUCGACAAGACAAAGAUUCUCUGGAAUGGAUUCAGUUCAGAGGUGCCCUUCUCGAAUUGCAGUGAGGACUGUGAACCUGGCACAAGAAAGGGGAUUAUAGAUAGCAUGCCCACCUGCUGCUUUGAAUGCACGGAGUGUUCAGACGGGGAAUACAGUAAUCAUAAAGAUGCCAGCGUGUGCAACAAGUGUCCGAAUAACUCCUGGUCCAAUGGCAACCACACGUUCUGUUUCCUGAAAGAAAUCGAAUUCCUCUCCUGGACAGAGCCAUUUGGGAUUGCUCUGGCCAUUUGUGCAGUGUCGGGCGUCGUCCUGACAGCCUUUGUAAUGGGAGUCUUUGUCAAAUUCCGCAACACUCCGAUUGUCAAGGCCACAAACCGAGAACUGUCCUACGUGCUCCUGUUCUCUCUCAUCUGUUGCUUCUCCAGCUCCCUCAUCUUUAUCGGGGAGCCGCAGGACUGGACGUGCCGCCUGCGUCAACCCGCCUUCGGGAUCAGCUUUGUUCUCUGCAUCUCCUGCAUCCUUGUGAAAACCAACAGGGUGCUUUUGGUGUUUGAGGCCAAGAUCCCAACCAGUCUCCACCGUAAAUGGUGGGGAUUGAACCUGCAGUUUCUGCUGGUGUUUCUGUGCACAUUUGUCCAAGUCAUGAUCUGCGUGGUGUGGCUUUACAACGCCCCUCCUUCCAGCUACAAGAAUCAUGACAUUGAUGAAAUCAUUUUUAUCACAUGCAACGAGGGCUCGGUGAUGGCCCUUGGGUUUCUUAUCGGCUACACGUGUCUCUUGGCAGCGAUUUGCUUCUUCUUUGCAUUUAAGUCCCGCAAACUUCCUGAAAACUUUACAGAGGCAAAGUUUAUAACUUUCAGCAUGCUCAUAUUCUUCAUUGUUUGGAUCUCUUUCAUACCUGCAUACUUUAGCACUUACGGUAAAUUUGUUUCAGCGGUCGAGGUCAUUGCCAUACUGGCAUCCAGCUUCGGGAUGCUGGCCUGUAUUUUCUCCAACAAGAUCUACAUCAUUCUCUUCAAACCGUCCAGGAACACCAUCGAGGAGGUCCGAUGCAGCACGGCGGCGCACGCUUUCAAAGUGGCUGCCAAAGCGACGCUGAAGCAUAGCACAGCUUCAAGGAGAAAGUCGGGCAGCAUCGGUGGAUCGUCUGGUUCGACCCCGUCAUCAUCAAUCAGCCUCAAGACCAACAGCCACGACUGCGAUACGACGUCAGGAAAGCACAGGCCGAGGGUCAGCUUCGGCAGCGGGACAGUUACUCUCUCUUUGAGCUUUGAGGAGUCGAGGAGGAGCUCAAUCAUGUGA
Salarias fasciatus (jewelled blenny) is the source of this 2823-nucleotide messenger RNA. RefSeq names its product calcium-sensing receptor (gene casr). Gene Ontology annotation, cellular component: plasma membrane. Lineage: Eukaryota; Metazoa; Chordata; Actinopteri; Blenniiformes; Blenniidae. The record is from RefSeq and is a predicted model, not a curated record. Bases 1 to 2823 code for a protein of 940 amino acids. Gene Ontology annotation, biological process: intracellular calcium ion homeostasis; G protein-coupled receptor signaling pathway; detection of calcium ion. Gene Ontology annotation, molecular function: G protein-coupled receptor activity; calcium ion binding. The transcript is spliced from 6 exons.